AUGAUUAAAGCUGUAAUACUCAUUGGAGGUCCUAUGAAAGGUAAAUUAUUGCUUUCUGUUGCAAGACACAAAAACUCUAGUUGGCUGCAUACUCCGACAUGCAUGCAGCUUAUUUUCAAAAUUGUAUUUUGACCUUUCUUUCUUUCAUCGUUAUAGGAACAAGGUUCCGGCCUCUUUCUUUGGAGUUGCCAAAACCAUUGUUUCCUAUCGGAGGAUUUCCAGUCGUGUAUCAUCACAUUGAAGCUUGCAAGAAGGUAUAAUCUUUUGGAAUCUAGAUGAUUCAGCUGUUCUCACUAAAAUACUAUAGUUUAUUUACUGCACUUAUGAGAAAUUUUCAUAACUUAACGCUAAAGAGAUCGGAUAAAUAAACCUUAAGCAAGCUGAACAAAUUUGAAGUACUGAUCGUAUGAAUAGAAUUCUACAGAUUCAAUCUAUGAGCAAAAACCAGUAAAAACAGCUGUUACGCAGCGAGAAAAACCCCCUGACCUUUGUCACGUUUUCUUCAUUUCCAAACGAACUUUGGCAUGUAUUUAGUUUGGGGACAAGUCUGGUUCUUAUAUUGUUAUUCUAAGCAGAGAAUAAAAAGUGAAGAGAAGGGAGCGUAUGGCUGUAGAAUUUACUAGGACACAUGUUUUCUUUUAAAUUGUUCAAAUGCAGAAUUUGACAUUUCUACUCAACUAUUGUAAGCUGUCAUCCUAUUUUCUUGUGAGGGAACUUGAACAAAUUCAACAGUAUCAGAAGGGAAAAAAAGCACCAAUGAAUUUAAUUCCUGUUCUUUAUUUUAAACUUCACUGCAAAUAUUUUUCUGAAUAUUCUAAGGCCUGUUUCAAACUUUGCGCUACUGCCGUGCUAAGCUGGCUCGACUGUAGCUCAACUGCAGCACAACAUUAGCACGACUUGGUUUCAGACGUCGAAUUUAAUUCAGUCGAAUAGAACGGCUGUUGCCGAAAACAAAGCACAAAAAUAAAGAAACGGUUUGGCAAACUUUUAAAUGUAUUCUAAUGUAUUUAUAAUUUAUGAAUUGACUUGCCGUGCUACAAGGCAGUAGCACGACUUGGUUUCAAACGUUGCGCUACUGCCAUGCUAAAGUCGAAUUUAAUUUGAUCAAUUAAGUUCAGAAUAUUUUGAAAGGGGCCUAUUCCCAAUUAAAAUAAAAUUUCCCAAGGUAGAAAAAUAAGGAAAUAUUUGAUUGUUGUACUUCAUGUCACAUUAUAAGAGAUUUUCAUGUCAUAGCUUUGCAGAGCAUUGCAAAGAAAAUGAGCCAAAUAGCAUGAUACAUUAAUUUUUCGGUUUUUAUUUUAACUUACUAGACCUUUUGUUGGCAUUUGUCUACUGACAGUUAGCCAACAGUAUUUUAUUAAAGGAGCUGUUUUUCAUUUGAUUUUCAAUCUGAUAUAAUUAUUUCACAGAUUCCAGACCUCAAAGAAAUAAUCUUGAUUGGAUUCUACCAGUCGAGUGAAAAUUUGUCAAAGUUUAUCACAAAUGCCCAACAAGAAUUUAAUAUUCCCAUCAGGUAUUAUACAAUAAAUUCUUGUACUCUUGAAAGUCAUUAUUAUAUUAAUAUUAAUAUAGCGACCUUUUUAAGGAUUUGGCUCCUGAUCUGCUAUUGAUUGGAAAUACUAUCAAUAGUAAAAAUUAUAAAGGCUGACGGCAUUAUUGACCUACAUGUAAAUGACUAUUUUACCCCUUAUUUGUAAUGGUUUUUUCAGCUCGUAGGGGCUUGAAUAGACGUUUCCACCUCAUUUUGUUUUAAAUGUUGACAUGAACUAGUUGGCAUACAGUUCCUCAAAAUGUGUAAACUUGCCAAGUUUGAGGGUGAUAAAGUGAAACCCAGUUAAUACAGACACUGAGGGGGCCAUAGAAUGUGUCCGUGUUAACAGGGUGUUUGUAUUAAGGUGCGGUUGAAUUUAGAGAAAAUGUAUGGCUUUUUUUUGACAGGGAUAAAUCAAACUAUAAAAAAUUGCAUAAAAACUUUUCUUAAAAGCAUUUAAGACGUUUUAAAACGUUAAAGAAUACAUGACGUUUUGACUUUACCGGACGUCAUUAUCAAGUGAAAAGAAAACACAAUGUGAAUGUUCUAUAAAUACAAGAAAAACAAUAGUUCAUUAAAAGGAAAGUAACAUAUAAAAACAUGUUACAAGACAAACAAAGAGUUUUGCGCUGAUGGGGUCACUCUGAGUGUUAACUCUGGGUCCAAGUCCCUUCUUUUUAAUACAGUCAACUCCCACUAAGGUGGACACCUUUGGGACUGGCAGUAAGUGUCCGUCUUAUAGAGAGUCAAAUAAAGGGAGUAAAGAAAGGUAGGGACCAACUCUAGGUGUCCGUUUUAGGGAGGUGUCCAUCUUAUAGAGGUGUCCGUGAAGAGAGAGUUGACUGUAAAUCAAACUGUCCGAAAUAUUGAGGUGUCUGUAGUAAGGGGUUGUCUGUAAAGCAGGGUGUGACUGUAUGUCAGAAGCUUAUGAAGAUAUAGCUUUGCAAACUGGCAAAAUUUCACAGCCAUUUGUAUGGUGGGUGGCUCAAACUUUCCCCACCAUUCAGAAAUCGAUAAAAAAUUGUAUUAUUUUGUAGAGCCUCUCAAACUUCUUAAGUUUUCAACAUACCACUGACGGAUGCACAUUUGUAAUAAGAGAGUAAAAAUAAAUGCAAUCCUUCCUUGUCGAAGUUUCUGCUUUAAAUAGUUAGUCACUGUAUAAAAUUAAUAUUUUUAUACAGAUAUCUACAAGAGUUCCAGCCACUUGGUACUGCGGGUGGUUUGUAUCACUUUCGUGACCAAAUAUCCAUGGGAAAUCCAGAUGCAUUUGUGGUCCUGAAUGCAGACAUCAUGGGUGACUAUCCUUUACAGGAGUUUGUUGAAUUUCACCAGCAGCAUUUGGGUGAACAUUCAAUCCUGGCCACAGAGGUAAGAAUUUUGUUGUCACAGUAAGAACUGUAAUCAUUUUGUUGUAACCACGGAACCUGUGUCAGGCAGUGGUUUUGUUACAAAUAGUUUUGGUGAGUUCUGGGACUCAACUUGUGAAAUGUCAGGAGUCCAAGUCCAGAACCAAUGAGUCCCGGUUUAAGAAACAACGAGUCCAAAAUGGAAAUGCUUGGAACUUUAUGUAACCGGACAGUUAAUAUGAAGACUGAGUCCCAAACUCUCUAAUACAGUUUACUAAAAUUAAAAUAAUAUAGUCCUUUUAUUUAAGGUGGAAAAAGGACUAAAAUUAAUAUGCAUCACUAAACAACAGCCACCAAAAUCACAUAAACAGGAUAUUCUACAAAACCAUCUUCAGAUUGAUCAAUCGAUCUUAGCUUUGGGUCCUAUGGGAUGCAUGUCAUGAAUUAUUUUGCAUCUUUCAGGAUUUUUUAAAAUGCAUUAAAAUGCAUCAGGGAUGAAGGACACUAGAGUACCAAAAUCACUGGUUAGUGGGGCCCCGUUGAAGAAUGCUCUAGUGUCCACAUAAUACAAGGUCACCAUGCUGGCUUAAUGCAGCUAGGUUUCAAUAGAUAACAGCGAUGGUAGAAAUGUUUGGCAUACCCUUAGAGACUAUGGUGGUAUAUGUUUGCUCUUUACAUCUCAUACACUGUCUUUGAAGAGAUCAAAUGAGUAAAGCAAGCUCUAUGCAAACAAAACAAAACGUUUUGUGUAUUUAACAGUAGUGAUGCAAACUAAACAUUUUAAGUCAAGUCACAUUUCUGAAGGUAAAAAUUGAUAAAUUCUUGUGUGGCAGUCUCGAGCAUAAAAGGUCAUGGAUCAUUGAGAGAACAGCAGGCGUGCCCUCUUUACACAUGUUAACAUGUUAAUAGUAAGGUUGACGUCAGCAUAGAAGGGCACCCUCACUGGCGGCUGCUAUCAGUCCAUUUACAAGGUUACUGUCACCCACCCAACCCAUGUUAUGAAUGAUAUGUGAAAGGCAGACCACACCACCGGGGAAACUUUCCCCUCUCUUUUCGAAUUGCAGUGCGAUUUCUUUUAAGUCCCCUCAGGGUUCUCAUUAACUGCCAGCAACCGUCUAAAAAACCGCCUAUUUUGAGGUCUGAGCUGUCUACUUUUGUGGGAAAGUGGGUCAAGCGAGGGAGUGAAAGCCUCAAAUUGCCUACAAUACUUUUGAUUACCAUUAGCCACCUACUUUUACAUCCUAGCUGUCUACUUUUAAGACUUAAUGAGAACCCUGCCCCCUUCGAUUUGACCAAUGAAACUUCUGAAUUUAUGUCACUCUUAAGCCUAUUUAAAAGUAGAAAACUAAUCCAGUAAAGAAAAAUAUCACUUAAUAUAAAUUAUGUUUCUUUAUCCCCCAGGCAAACAGAAAACAAGCUCAUAACUUUGGUUGUUUAGUAGAAGACCCUGACACACACAAGGUUAGAAUUAACGUGAAGAUUUUGCAGUGACAAGUUAACUUGUUUGAAAUCACUGUCUGAUAUGAAAACUGCCUGUAGCAGUGAGCCCUUGUAAUGUAGUGUUGCACGGAAUUGGACUGAUAAUAAUCUGUGUGCCAUGAAGCAGGCACAAAAUAACCCCGAUUUUCAAUGUAUUCUAUUUACAGUGUAGUACACACUAUGGGACACAUUGCACGAUAUUUUUGCAAUAAUUAUAUCCCCCCAUGUGUCCUAACCUUUAUAUUAAAAAUUUAUAUUACUGUCAAACCUCCCGUUAGUGACCACCCAAAAUGCAAAGACUGAGUGGUUGCUUACGUGAGGUGGUCCCAUACAAGAAUCAAACCACAUGGGGUCUCUUCCGAGAAGAGGUCCAGACACGUCUACUUUAUGAAAGAUAUUUAUUGGGAUGCAAUGUCUAAGUUACGCCAUGUGUAAUUCCACAUUGUCACUAAGGUUCUUCAUAUAUUCUUAUAGUAGCAUAGUGCACACAGCAAACAUAGAGAUCAGAGAAUGCAUCAAGUGGUCGCUUACAAGAGGUUAAAAAAAACAAUGGAAAAUCAUGAACUGUCAGGCACAAAAAGUGGCCGCAGUCGCUUGCAGGAGGUGGUCAUUUACUAGAGGUUCCAACUGUAAUGCUUUGACUGGGAAAAUUUUGGUGUUUUGGAUUGGCAGUCGCUUAUGGGAGGUGAUCACUUACGAGAGGUGGUCGCACAUGGAGUUUUGACUGUAUUAUUAUUAUUAUGAUCAUCAUUAUUAUUAUUAUAUUAUUAUUAUUAUUUUCUGUGUUACAGCACAUGUGACAAAAGAUUCAUUGCCACAUUCACCUUCAGGGAGCUUUGUUACUUGAGGGAGAAAUCAAUAAAAUAGGCCUUUUGUUUUAGUUGAUCACGUGAUCAACUUUCUGUGAACACGAAAACAGUUCACUUUUGAGAAAUUUUGUUAGUAGGAACUGAAAGAGCAUAUUAGAAUUAGGAAACCUGUAAAUUUUCAGCUGUAUAUCAUUACAAUGGCUGCCGAAAAAUAGAAGAAUUUGUAUGGGAAAAACAACUCUUGCCACACAAUCAAGCUUGAGUAGUUUUCCAUACAAAUCCUGGUAAAUUUCGAAAUGGUCAAACUGUUGUAAAAUAUUUUCUGAAGCAUUUUGGGGCUCAAAUCUCCAUAUUUUUAUUCAUAAUAGGCACUAAUUGAGCCCUUAAAUGCAUAAGGGCAAGAUUUAAUGACAGUGUAAAACAUUUCAAAUUAUUUUUGAAAUGACCAGUGUAACAUAAUUAUUCAUGUAUAACAUAUAUAUAAAUUAUUUCAUUAUUGUUAUUUUUCAGGUGUUGCAUUAUGUUGAAAAGCCAGAAACUUUUGUUAGUGAAGUCAUAAACUGUGGUAUUUACAUCUUCUCACCAGCUAGCUUGUUCAAACUCAUGGGAGAAGUACUUCAAAAGAAUUACCAGAAAAUGAGGUACUAGUUUAUGAUUCUAUACUAGUUUUAGCUAUCACUACAUGUUGUAAGUGCCAAUGAGUGAAGAAUUUACCUAUACGGACACGCUCUUCAAUUUGUUUAGAAAUGUCAUGAAUUACCAUAAUUUACAAGAAUUUAGGCUGCAGGUUAGUCAUGUGUCCAUCAACUUUCCUUAGACAGGGUGUCUAGGUUUUGAUGCCUGCAUAGGGAAUACCUGUUGAAUGUCAAAAUGAAAUUCAGGUUUAAAUGGUUUCAAACUAUACAGCUGCUCUAGUUUAAUUCAGCACAGAAUCCUUAUUCUAAAAUAAGUUCUUUUGUUGCAGUGUUGAACCAUUUGCUGGUAAUGUCGAGUCAAUCAGGAUGGGUGAGGAUGUUCUUGCCAGUUUAGCAAAUUCAGGGACCCUGAACGCAUUUAAGACAAGUAACUUUUGGACUAGCAUCAAAAGUGCGGGGUAAUGAUCUUUUCUUGAUUUCUUCACACUGAAAUUUUUAGUUUGACUAAAAGAAACUUGAAUUACUAGAGAUUUAUGCCUAUUCAAAGUAGACAGACUGCAAAUCAUCUUAGUCACUAAAAAUAUAUAUAUCUACGCGUCGCAACUGUUCAUCAGUAGGAUGCCUAAAAUGCGUGCAAUUCCACAAUUGGUUUCGGCUCCAUUAAAUCCUAUACCAAUUGCAGAACGUUUUAGGAGGAGCCACCCACCAUGUGAGCACAGUCAUGGACAAUGUAUAAGUGAGGAAAAUAACGCAAAGUAAAAUUAAGACGUUAAUAAACGAACUAAAUGUACACGUCAAUUAAAUAAAUAAACAAAUAAUGCGCGCGCUCAAAAUAAAAUUGUAUGCGCACACGUACCGAGAUAAUCGUUAACAUGGACGUGAAGGCCCGAAGUAGGAGAGGUAACCUGCUCAGGUGGGGUGAAAAAAAUAACCCACCGUUUAACAUGCAAUCUUACAACCCCACCAUUCUGGGGUACACUUUCUCAAGAUUAGGGAACUUAAGCAACAACGAUGGCAAUGGCAACAAGAACGUCAAAAAAGCAAUAGGUUUGAUAAGCAAAACAACAGCUCUGCAUGUGAAUCACCCUCUUUUGUACAUUAAUUUGCCAUUGUUGCAGGACUACGGUGUGAAAAAUCUUGAACACAAGAUGACCCUCUUUUUCUUUUUCUGAACUUUGAUACUGUCCUUUAGAAUUCAACUCCCGAAAAAUUCGCCAGCAUUUGAUAAAAUGAACGAGAUGUAAAGCACAACAAACUUUGAAGCAGCAUGAACACACUUAAUUUUGAGUGACGUUUUUGUAGCUCAGUGCCGCCGUCGUUGUUGCUUAAGCUCCCAUUUGCUAACCGUAAAUAUGAAGAACUGUCUUACCCCCAAAAAAUCCGAAAAUGUGCAACCCCAUUCUUAGCUUGACUAGUAACUAGAAAAUAGUAGAAAAUGCGACCCCAUCCAGUGGCACAUCCCCAUUGGCCUCUUAUAAGGAAGUACCCCCCCCCCCCUCCCAGGGAAUAAAGAAGAAUGUCAAAUGAUGUUUAAGCACCGGCUGCCUUUGUGUCAUCAGAGAGGCAUCCUCCUGUGUUUACCGUACGUGUUAGUUAGUCUCAGUCUUAAUGUGCUGCUGAGGUAUCUAGAUAAUAAAAUAACAUGUUUUUUUUGUUUUUAACAGGUCUGCAAUUUAUGCAAAUAGAAAUGUUCUUUCUUUGUAUCACAAGACCCACCCAGAUCUCCUGGCACAAAAUGGAAAGGAGCAACCUCAUAUAAUAGGUAUAACUUGAGCUUUUCCCUCAUUUGUAAAAGCAGAAUUCGUAAAAAUGAUGUAAGCUCAGUGAUAGAUGAUGGAUGUAAAAAAGGGCUGUUCUCUCUGUUCAUCAUAAUCAUUAAAUUUUACAAUUCUCCUCAGUCUUGUAGCGAACGUUACUCAUUUUAGGUUCUCAUUAGAUUGUAAUACUAUCUAUCUAUCUAUCUAUCUAUCUAUCUAUCUAUCUGUCUGUCUGUCUGUCUGUCUGUCUGUCUAUCUAUCUAUCGAUCUGUCUGUCCGUCGGUCUUCCCGCCCGCCCGCACACCUGCCCGCCCCUCCAUCCAUCCAUCCAUUUCUGCCGUAAGAUUAUAGUUGGCUAAAAACCUGUCCAGUUCGGUAUUAAUUUUUAUGUGUAGAACAUAAUAGAUCAUAAAAUAAAUGUUAACAUAAUUUAUUGUUUUGUUGAUUUUAAGGUGAUGUGUAUAUUCAUCCAAGUGCAGUUGUUCACCCAACAGCAGUGGUAUGAUUUCUUGUUGUUUUUGGUGCAUCUAUGUCUAAAGUAUGUCUUUUAUGUACAAGGUAGAAAGAAAAUAAAACAACUGCAUGUGGAGGUCGGAAGCCCGCGAUUUCCAGGGGUUUUCAUCACUGAACAUGAACCAGGCCCUAGAUCAAGAUGGGAGUAGCCUGCAUACAGAUGCCCCCUGCCCUAAAAAAAAUGUCGGGGAGACAGACAUCUGUGGAACACAAUUAACGUUGGCACAACACAGACGUGUAGCUCUUUCCCUGAAUUUUUUUGAGGGGAGGGGGUAUCUGUACACAGGCUAUAGGUCAAGUAGUGCUCCCAUGCAUGGCUGGCAAUUUGUGCAACUGAGCCAUGAGCCCAAUGCAAGGCAUGCAAAAGCACCUUUCACACUGACAAGAAGUGGAAAUGGAGAGGAGAGGAGAGGGGAGUGCAAUAAACUGAAUGCAAACAGGAUAAAAUGGCUGCAAAUCAAAAGCAAUGGGGAUGCUGAUGGCGAUGGCAAUGAGAAAGUCAAAAAAGCAAUAGGUUUAGAUUAGCAAAACAAUAAUUUUGCUCAUGCAUCCAGAUUUUUGUUCAUUUUUUUGCCAUCACUGCAUGACUACUACUUGAACUUCGAUACAGUCCUUUAAAAUUCAACUCCAAAAAGGUUUGCCAACAUUUGACAUUCUGAAAGAGAUGAAAUAAGCACUAUUAAGUUUGAAGCAGUGCAAAUUCAAUUUUAAAUGGACAUUUUCCCAUCCAUUGCCGUCGUCAGUGCUUAAGCUCCCUGUCGUAACUUUCUGCAUUUAACUGCAUGGAAAUAGUUUAAUCUUUCUGCUUCUAAAUUUCUGAGUGUCUUAAUGACUGCCUUCGUGACUAUUAUAUUUUUGGUCAAAAUAAUGAGGAGACUGAUGUAAGGUGCAGACCUGUUAACUUUAUACGUGCUGUUACUAUUCUUUUCCAGCUUGGUCCCAAUGUAUCUGUUGGUAGCAAUGUAGUAAUAGGUGCUGGAGCCAGAGUCAGGGAGACAAUCUUACUUGAUGGAGCUGAACUCAAGGUAUAUUUUGUAUUUAUGGCUACAGCUAGGAUAUACAGAGGCCUUGUAAGGGUAAAAUUCCGACAAGCAACAUCGCCUUGAAACAGUGAGAUAAGAAACUCUGAGAUAAAAUGCUGAGAAACGACGUACCAAGAUGGGUUGAAAAUGUGACAGUGAAGAGAACAGUCGCAAAUACAAUAGUAAAAUGCUAACAGUGACUUGGUAUCCUCCUCAAUAUGCAAAACAGCUAGUUUUGAAAUUCAGACUAGGAAAAAUAACAUACAUGUGUACCCCCCUAUUAAAGAGGGAUUCAUAUACAUGUAGCCACACUCCUCCCCUCCCCCUGCAGAAAUUUUUAAGAGGGUCAGUUGAGGAGCACUCUUAAUCUGAAGUUUUAAAUAGAGGACAGUUUGAAACUAAACUGUAAUUUCCAGGGGGGAUGGAGGGGGUGGGGUUAAGCUACCCCUACCACCCCGCUCCCCCAAAAAAAUCCAUAGGGAAGGUAAGCAUAUUUUCUGGAAUUGAUUGAAAGCCAUUUGAGUGCUUUUACUUGAUUACAACCUUUAUGAGGGGUUUGGAAGUAAUCUUGUUUGAUAGAGCCAUGGUUCGUACAAUCUUGUGUGUCUUAGCCAGUAGGGUGAUCAAAAGGGGGUUAAAGAAUGCUGAUUAAAUUUUUUAUUAAGCAUACAUUAGCCUUUGAAAACUGUUAUUUGGCCUUGAAAAAUCCUUGAAAAGUCCGUGAAAUAUUUGUUUGUCUGAAGUUGUAAAAACCAUGAGAGCUAAAUCUCGUGGUAACAGGGACUUCAUUUAAGAUUAAUGCUGUCCUGAAACUUUGUGUUUAAAAGCUUGAGGUGGGAAGGCAGAUUCAAGAUAGUUCAUAGCAUUCACAUUAUUUGACUUUUUUCUGUGUUUUCAGGAUCAUUGCUGCAUUCUGUAUAGCAUCAUUGGUUGGAAUUGUUCCAUAGGGGUGUGGUCACGAGUAGAGGGCAGUCGAUGCGACCCAAACCCAAAUGAAGAGUUUGCUAAACCAGAUGGAGAAUCCCUAUUUGGUAACAAUGGCAAGUUAACUCCAUCAAUCACUAUACUAGGUAAUUAGUUCUUUCUGUUUUCCCUCUUAUUUUCCCCAUUUUCCUAUUUGCUACAUUUUUAUUUACCAAGUACAAUAAAUUGAUGUUUCCAAGUAUAAGGUGAUCUUUUUGCUUUUUCAUUUCCAGGUCGAAAUGUAACAAUACCAGGAGAGGUCAUAGUUCUAAACUCAAUCGUCCUGCCACACAAAGAUCUUAGUCAAAGUUACAAAAAUGAAAUCAUCUUGUAAUAGGAAGCAGAAAAAUACGAUAAUGUACACUAUGUUAGGGUAUAAGGCACUACUAUUGCAAGCUGAAUCUAUUUUAUAAUAGGUAAUGAAAGUGGCUUGUAUUUAUGUUGGAAUCAGGGUCCUGCAUCAGGGCUUUCAUUUAGGGUCGGGGGUCGGGAGCCAGGGAUUUCUCCUGUCUACAACAAUCAUGACCCCUGGUUACAUCGAUAGGGAACAAAGGGAAUAUAAAACCCAAAGAACCUUCAUAGUUCUUUACUUCCCCACCUACUAAUGGAGUACUAAAGUGAUGACGUCAUAAAAAUGAAAUU
Messenger RNA from Porites lobata, 10697 nucleotides. The record is from the annotation of a GenBank genome assembly. Lineage: Eukaryota; Metazoa; Cnidaria; Anthozoa; Scleractinia; Poritidae.